AUCUCUUUGUAUAUUACAAACAGCAUCAUCGUCAUCAUCCUCCUCAUCACAAUUUGUAAAUAAAAAUAUAAUAUAAUACGGUUUGUGAUCCAUUCCCUAAUUUAGUUGAGCCUUUUUAAUAACUACUAUCAAUAAAUCAAUUACCGCUGUAUUUUUAUUCAUAUAUAUCUUCGAUAUUAAUAAUUCAACCCAAAGGGUAGGAUGGCGUGUAAGGGUUUCUUGGAGUGCUUGUUGAAGCUCCUCAACUUGUUAUUGACCCUUUCCGGUUUAGCUAUGGUCGGAUACGGAGUAUAUCUAUUUGUUAUGUACCAAAAUGCAACCCAUGAAGUGCAUCUUGUGCCGUCCGAUGAAGGAACCAUACAGCUUGGACGCCCUAUGCUAAUGACUGCUGUCUCCCUGUCUACAAAUCACUUUUACGAUAGCUUGCCUACUGCUUGGUUCAUUUAUCUGUUUAUCGGUGUCGGUGCAAUUCUCUUUGUCAUAUCUUGCUUUGGCUGCAUUGGAGCAUCAACCAGGAACGGGUGCUGCCUAACCUGUUACUCUUUACUUCUGAUCUUGUUCAUCGUGGUAGAAGUGGGAUGUGCUGCUUUCAUCUUCUUUGACAAAACCUGGAAAUCGGACAUCCCAAUUGAUAAAACUGGAGAAUUCAACACGAUAUAUGGAUUCCUUAGAGAUAACUGGAAUAUUUGCAAAUGGGUUGCACUUGGAGCUGUUAUUUUGCAGGCUCUGAUAUUUCUUUUAGCUCUAGUGGUACGCGCGGCAAAUGCACCAGCUGAGUAUGAUAGUGAUGAUGAGUACAUAAGUGGUCCCAGGCAGCAAAGGCAGCCUUUGAUUAGUAGGCAACCGGUUCCAGCAACAGGUGUGCCUGUCGCCGGAACUCUUGAUAGUCGUCCCAGCAGAAAUGAUGCAUGGAGUGCACGAAUGAGGGAAAAGUAUGGGCUUAACACAGCAGAGUUCACCUAUGACCCAAAUGACCCAAACAAGAACCAGCAUGGCAACACACAACCAACAGAAGAGAAGAGUCGUUGCACCAUCAUGUAGUUUUUGACACUAGGUCUUCGUCCUCGAUCAGAAAGUGUGUAUUUGAAACUGAUUGUGUUUGAUGUAUCAUGUAUGCAUGUUGAGUGGAAAAACAUAAUGGUCAUUUUAGAGUGUAUAAAAAUAAAGUUUCAGCAGCUUCACUUGCGAGUGUAUAUCCAUGCUUCAUAAUAUUACGAUUGAGAGUUUAUUUUGUAGUU
Erigeron canadensis is the source of this 1238-nucleotide messenger RNA. Its product is annotated as tobamovirus multiplication protein 2A-like. Bases 202 to 1041 code for a protein of 279 amino acids. The record is from RefSeq and is a predicted model, not a curated record. Gene Ontology annotation, cellular component: membrane. NCBI's taxonomy places the organism in Eukaryota, Viridiplantae, Streptophyta, Magnoliopsida, Asterales, Asteraceae. The transcript has 7 exons.